Messenger RNA from Ornithorhynchus anatinus (platypus), 3450 nucleotides. RefSeq names its product interleukin 2 receptor subunit beta (gene IL2RB). Gene Ontology annotation, biological process: immunoglobulin mediated immune response; cytokine-mediated signaling pathway. Gene Ontology annotation, cellular component: membrane; external side of plasma membrane. Lineage: Eukaryota; Metazoa; Chordata; Mammalia; Monotremata; Ornithorhynchidae. The transcript is spliced from 11 exons. Bases 610 to 2229 code for a protein of 539 amino acids. The record is from RefSeq and is a predicted model, not a curated record. Gene Ontology annotation, molecular function: protein binding; cytokine receptor activity.
CACCCCAUUCUUAACCGAGCAGGAAGUGGGCCGGGUCUGGGGGAUUUUUAUGCUCGCCCCCGUUAGCCUUUUCGAUACUUGGGGCCCCAGGGAGGCUGGAGCCAGGCUGAGCUGGGAGCGCUGCGGAGCGGCGAGCUGACAGGUUCCUGUGGGGAGAGGAGGGGGCUCCCCGCCUCCUCCCAGAACUCCUCCGGGACCGUGACCUCUGGGACCCCCAUCACCCCUGGGGGCCGCACGGGUUCAGCCGGCGGGUGGCCGGAGGCCGAGGAGCAGUCCUGGACCCACCGAGGCGAAGGACGGCUCCUCGUGGGAAGGUUGACCCCGAGCCCCUAAAAGUCUUUCUGACUACUUCUCAGCUGGCAAGGCCGGGACCUGCGGGCACCCCUCCGCUAAGCAUUCAUCUGGUCCUCCGCGGCUCUUCCCCUGUGUAGAUGAGGCGGCUGAGACAUGGGGGGCUAAAGAGAGUGAUCCCACGUCGCACGACACUUCAACGACCCCCACAAGAAUAGAGCCCAAUAGAGUCCAGAAGGAUUGCGUCAGCUGCUUCACCACUGCCCUGUGGCACCUCUUCAUUUAAAGGGUCUCUCCUCUCAGUUCAAUCCAGCAGCUAUGAAGACCUCAGCUCUUCUUCGGUGGUCACUUCCCAUCGUCUUCCUCCUCCUCCUUCUCUUCCUGAUGGGAGCUUGGGGUUCCGGAGCUGCGAAUGCCUCUUCCAGCCUCACCUGUUUCUAUGAUUCAAGAGCCAACCUAUCCUGCACCUGGGUCCCGGCUGAGCUCCCGGAGCUGCGGUCAUGCUCACUCGAGGCCAGGACAAACUAUAGAGACCAGACAACUGUCUGCAAUCUGCUCCCCAUGGGGUCAAAGUCCUUCAGUUGCAACCUGAUCCUGGAUCCAGAUGUACAUGCUCAAGCACUGACGGUAGUGGAAGAUGUCAGCCUGAAGGUGACAUGCGAAAACUGGAAAGGGAAUGUGAUUGAGAAGCUGAAGCCCUUUGGGAAGAUCCGCCUGAUACCUCCCGACAACCUGCAUCUGAGUUACGUGGACACCCACAGCUGCAACUUCACCUGGCAACUCAGGGUGUGCUCCCACUACCUACGAAGAUACCUGGAAUUUGAAGUGCGCUACUGGGCUUUGUCUGAUGAGGGGCCGGCCCCAAAGACCCUGUUCCUCAAGCAGCCCCAGGAGUGGAUUAAGAUCGAAGGCCUCUCCCCAGACACGCGCUACAAGGCGCAGGUCCGCGGGAAGCCUGGUACGAUGUACUUGGGACAUUGGAGCCUCUGGAGCCAAGCCAUUGAGUUCCAGACAAAACCCGAAGACCCAGCUCCCUCACAACCCUGGCUGUUCAACUUUAUCCUGGGGCUAUGCGGGGCCCUGGGACUGGUGACCAUAGCCAUGCUCAUCCCCAGAUGGUGCACGCCAAAAUGGCUCAAGAAGGUGUUGAAAUGUCACAUUCCAGACCCCUCGGAGUUCUUCACCCCACUCAGCUCCCAGCAUGGAGGAGACUUUCAGAAAUGGAUCUCCUCCCCCUUCUCCACGGCCUCUUUCAUGCUGGGCCCAGCGGAGAUCUCCCCUCUGGAGGUGAUGCAGAAAGAAGACAAGGAUCCCCGACUCCUGCUGCCCAAGGAGCUGGUCCAGUCCUACGCACCUCCGGACACCAGUGGCCUCUCUGGGUCCAGCUGCUUCACUAACCAGGGCUACUUCUUCUUCCACCUCCCGGACGCCCUGGAGAUCGAGUCCUGCCAGGUGUAUUUCACCUACGAGCCCUUCGCCGAGGCUGGCGGGCCAGCGUCGGCCAAUGACGACGACUCCUACUGCAUGUUCCCCAGCGGUGAGGAUGCUCUGCUCUUCCCCCCGGGGCCACCCUGGGGGCCCGGCCAACACCUCGGCCUCCAGAACAGCUCCUUCGAGGCUGAGGAGGCCGGGGAGGCCCAGGAGCCGGCCCAGCAGCCUGUGGAGGCCAAAACCCCCUUUCCUCCGGCCCAGCCCGGGCCCGGCCCCUUCCUCCCAGAUGACCCGUCCCCCCAGGUCCUGAGGCUCGAGCCAACUGGGGAGGGGCCCUCCCCUGCCAGCUCCCACGGGGUUGGCACCAGCCCUCCGUUUCCCUGGGCCGGCCCCCCGGCCUCCCUGGUCCCCAUUGGUGGGGAUGCUCCCUUCUGUCCGGCCUCGAAUGCCGGGGCUUAUCUAUCCCUGCGGGAGCUGCAGAACCAGUACCCGGCCCACUUGGUCUAAGCUGGGCCUCCGGGUGGGAAGGGAAAGGCAGGUAGAGAUAGAGGCUUCUUUGGUGCCCAGGCUGGACCUGCUGAAAGGGGUGCCCGGCUCCCUGCUGGCAGGGGGCAUGAUGAACCGGAAGCCCCAGACUGUUCUGCCACCCAGGGUGGCCAGUCCACCUUCUAGAUGGGGCCCCUGAAACCCAGGAGAGAGGUGGUGUUCUUUCCAACUUGGGGAUUUCUUCUGGAACUCAUAGAGGGGUUGCUGGUUCCCUCCGCCCCCAGCCCCGCCUGCCCUCUCCAGACCCAUGUCUAAGGACAACUUGGUAAGGGGGUGAGCGGGAAGCCUCUGGCAAGACCCAGGAUAACUGCAGUGGCGUGGGUGAUCAGGAAGUGACUUGUCGGCCUGAUGGAAAGGAGGUUCAGCAGGGGUUCACCCCGUUGCCAGGAGGCAGGUGAGCCUUGGGCGAGUGAAGGGAUGCCUCGGGCAUGGAUGUUGGCAGCUCGGAGGGAGUGAGGCGCCGUGAGGGAAAGGGAGUUGGGGGUGGGGGGAAGGGAAGAGGCCGAGCUUGGCACCGCAGAGGGAACCUAAGCCGGGACAGAUGGCACGGGGAGUCCCCAGACUCUGGAUUCCAAAGAUGGCAGACAAAGGACUUCCAGAGCCAGGGCGGGGAGGCUGGGGAGGGGUUGGCUGGUGUCCCAGCCUCUAGGGCCAAGAAAAAGAAGGUUCCUCUUCGGUGGGCUCCCUGCUCUUCCUUCAGCGGGGAGCUUCUCUGUUCAGCCCCUGCCCCACCUCCCUUCUCUUACUGCUGCUAAUGCUCCAAACUAACUCCGAAUUGGAAGGGAUCUAUCCAAAUCAGUCAUUUCGUCUGAGCUCAGCUGGCACCCACAGGCACAUCCUGAAGAAUUUCCUAUAGGAAGCAAGCCGUGCUCUGGCCUCAGCGUCUUUUACUACUUCGGCGGGGUCCUCAGCAGACCGCGGGCCUCAGAAACAGGAAACCCAGGUUCUAAUCCCAGCUCUGCCACCAAUCCCGAACCUGUCACUUAACCUCUCGGCAUCUCAAUUUCCACAACCGUAUAACAGGGAGAGGAUACAUGCUCUCUCUCCAUCUUGGACUGUGAGCCCAGUGAAAGAGGACUGGAUCCAAUUUAAGGCUCUGUAUGUACCAUAAGAACUUAGCCCAGUGCUUUGGCUCAUAGGAAGUAUUCAAUAAAUACCAUCAUUAUGAAUGCCGUGAUCUCA